Molecule: messenger RNA, 1730 nt
Organism: Thlaspi arvense
Lineage: Eukaryota; Viridiplantae; Streptophyta; Magnoliopsida; Brassicales; Brassicaceae
Source: the annotation of a GenBank genome assembly
AAUAGGAAUAUAUAUAUGUCCGCCAAUCUAAAAAAGAAAAAGAAAAAAAGAAAUCUGAAAUGCGUUUUGUAACUGUUGAGAGUUAGCAAACAAACACAUGCUGAAUCUCUCUCUUGCCCGCUUUGCCCGUUCUUUCUUCUCUCUGCACAUCUCCACAGACAUCAAUUCCCUUUUUGACUAAAAUUCCGCGACUUGGGCUUUUUAUUUAAUCCUUUUUUCAAGUGAAUCUUACUUCUCUCUAUGCCAAAAUCGCUUCCUUUUUAUUUCUUUCUCACUCUCUCUAAAUUCGCUUGGAUUUUGUAGGGUUUUUCUUUUGUUGUUUUCUCUCGUCGUCUGAUCAAAGCUUCUGUUUCCUUUUUCUUCUCGUUCUACUGGGUUUGUGGGAGAUGGGUUUAGAUUCCGUCAAAGUUAUGGAGAAUUGGCAAUCGAACAAAUCUAAUGAGAGUGAGAAGAAGAAGAAGCGGAGGAAGAAGAAGAACAAUGUCAGAAACAGUGAAGAAGGCGAAGAAGCGAAUGGGUGCUGGGUCAAAUUUAGGGUUAUGAUUUGUUGCGUACCUUCAACAUCAGACGUUGAUAGCUCUCUCAGCGUCUCUACAAGCACUGUGGGAAGUAAGUCGGCAAUUGUGAAAUCAAAUGAUCAACCGGCUGGUCCGGUUUCUUCUACAACAACAACUAGCAAUGCAGAAAGCUCUAUGUCGACUCCAAUGAUAAGUGAAGAGCUUAAGAUCUAUUCUCACUUAAAGAAGUUCACUUUCAUUGAUCUCAAGUUGGCUACUAGAAAUUUCAGACCGGAAAGUCUUCUCGGGGAAGGUGGGUUUGGUUGUGUCUUUAAAGGGUGGGUGGAGGAGAACGGAACUGCUCCUGUUAAGCCUGGCACGGGGCUUACUGUGGCGGUCAAAACCUUAAACCCUGAUGGACUUCAAGGUCACAAAGAGUGGCUCGCUGAGAUUAAUUAUCUCGGUAAUCUUCUCCAUCCCAAUCUUGUUAAGCUGGUUGGUUAUUGUAUCGAAGAUGAUCAAAGGCUGCUGGUAUAUGAAUUUAUGCCUCGAGGGAGUUUGGAGAAUCACCUUUUCAGAAGGUCGUUGCCUCUUCCAUGGUCGAUUCGGAUGAGGAUUGCAUUAGGUGCAGCAAAGGGUCUCAGUUUCCUUCACGAAGAAGCUCUAAAGCCUGUUAUCUAUCGGGAUUUCAAGACCUCCAACAUUUUACUAGAUGCAGAAUACAAUGCAAAACUAUCAGAUUUCGGGCUUGCCAAAGAUGCUCCUGAUGAAGGCAAAACCCAUGUGUCUACUCGGGUCAUGGGCACUUAUGGUUACGCUGCUCCUGAGUAUGUAAUGACUGGUAAACCGCAUCUCCUUGACAAGAGAAGAUUCUACAGGCUGCUUGAUCCGAGGCUGGAGGGUCAUUUCUCCGUCAAAGGAGCUCAGAAAGUGACUCAGCUUGCAGCUCAAUGCCUUAGCCGUGACUCCAAACUCAGACCCAAAAUGAGUGAAGUGGUUCAAGUCCUUAAGCCACUCCCACAUCUCAAAGACAUGGCUAGCUCUUCUUACUACUUCCAAACAAUGCAAGCCGAGCGGUUGAAAUCUGUGUCUGGGUCUGGCUCUGGUCGUGGGUUCGGGUCCAGAAACGGACAACCCGUGUUUCGGACUCUGUCUAGUCCUCAUGGCCAAGCUGGUUCUUCGCCUUACCGUCAUCAGAUUCCGUCUCCAAAGCCCAAAGGUGCUACUACUUAG